CAGAUAAAAAUGUAAUUUCUGAGGACAACUUUACAUCCUGUUCGCUGCUUGUUGUUACAAUAAAAGUCUUUUAAACUUUUACUCGCAGUCAGUUGGUUUCACUGGUUUAACUUUGAAAUCCCCGACAGGAAGCGGUUCGUCAGGCUGCCGGCAACUUGCCGUGUUUCCAGUCUGAUCCGGACCAUGGACUCGGUCCUUCAGUCAGUCACGGUCUUCUCCUCCAGCUUCUUCUUUAAACCUCCAGCUCCUCCCGCGAGCUUCCGACAUGCUGCUGCCGGGAAACGACUCCUCCGGCCGGGCUGAGCCCCCGGAGUCCACCCGGUCCGAGGCGUCCGGCGGCGGCGCGUCCGGGCCGGAGGCGGUGAUCGUGCCGGUGGUGUUCGGGCUGAUCUUCGUGGUGGGAGUGGUGGGGAACUGUCUGGUGAUGGUGGUGAUCGGGAAGGUGAGGUACAGAGGAGGAGGUGGGGGAGGACGGACAAGGCGCCCCGGCAGCCCAACCAACAUCUUCAUCCUGAACCUGAGCGUGGCGGACCUGAUCUUCCUGCUGGUGUGCGUCCCGCUGCACGCCACCAUCUACUCUCUGGAUGAGUGGGUGUUCGGAGCCUUCCUCUGUAAGGCCGGACACUACUUCCUCAUGGUCAGCAUGCUGGUGAGCGUCUUCACGCUGGUGGCCAUGUCCGUGGACCGCUACAUCGCCGUGGUGCGCUCCAAGAACGCUCCGUGCGUCCGGAGCCGCAGGAACGCGCUGGUCGGGGUGUGCGUCAUCUGGACGCUGUCUCUGGUGUGCUCGGUGCCGGUAGCCCAGCACCACGUCCUCACCAGCCACCACACCGCCCCCAACAGCACAUUCUGCUGGGAGGUCUGGUCUGGAGCCGCCAGACGCGCCUACAAGGUGACCAUCGUGCUACUCGGAUACCUGCUGCCGCUGCUGCUCAUCAGCUGCUGCUACGCCAAGGUUUUAUUUCAUCUUCACAAAAAGAUGAAGAACAUGACCAAGAAGUCUGAGAGCACCAAGACAAAGACAGCUCAGACGGUCCUCCUGGUUGUCGCCGCCUUCGCCAUCUGCUGGAUGCCCCAUCACAUCAUCACCAUGUGGGUGGAGUUUGGUACCUUCCCGCUGACCACCGCCUCCUUCGCCUUCCGCAUCAUCUCUCACUGCCUGUCCUACGGAAACUCCUGCGUCAACCCCGUCCUCUACGCCUUCCUGUCUGAGAACUUCCGCAAGGCCUGCCGCCAAGUCUUCACCUGCCGCUCCCUGUACUCGCUGCCGCCCGGCGGCGAGGUGGUGCGCUUCCGCAUGGAGAACUCCACCACGCACUCCACCACCAACAUAGAGGAGGCGGCUGUGAUCGGAUGAAUAACAUGAACACGAUGUUUUCCUGCAGCGGAAACAGGAAGCAGAGCUGUUUCUGAGCGCGGACGAGUCCCUGACGGCGCCGCCUACGUCCGUGUUCUUCAGGGAGCCUGAAUGUUUGGUUCCAGCUGACGGUGUCGUACUGUGAUGUGAUUGGCUCGGUGUCUACGUGGUCGUGUUGACCGCGGCUCUCGACCGUCAGUCAAACGUAUCGUCUUAAACACUUUCUACAAAUAUGGAAACCUGUUUAUCCUCUUAAUGCACAACAGCUGCAGCGUCAUUAUAAUUUAUUGAAACAAAAAGUAAAAAGGAUUUAAUUUUCAGUUCUCAACUUUAAAUGAGAAUCGUCUGCAGCGAUGAAGGGACACUGUUGUUGUUGUUGUUGUUGUUGUUGUUAUUAUUAUUAUUAUAUGUCAGUUCAGGUUUUAGAUUUAAUCAAUAAUUCUGUGACUGAAGAGAAUUUCUUUUGUUCAUCAUUAAUCAAUAAUUUGAGAUAAUGUGUUGAAUUGAAAUGACGUUAUAGAACAUUCAGUAUUUAUCUUUAAAUGGUUCAUUUCAUCAGAAAGAGACUUUAAACCUUUUGUACACAUGAGAGAAGAUAAAUGUGUGAAUUACUCCACAUCACCAGUUAUUUACACUGUGAUCUGCUUUGUGAUAUUUUAUGUGUGUGGUUGCAAACAUGUACAAGUUUGUUCUUAUUAAAAUAUUAAAUGACGUCACAAGCUG
This is a messenger RNA of Thunnus maccoyii (southern bluefin tuna), 2080 nucleotides long. It is a transcript of the gene galr1b, whose product is annotated as galanin receptor 1b. Lineage: Eukaryota; Metazoa; Chordata; Actinopteri; Scombriformes; Scombridae. Gene Ontology annotation, biological process: negative regulation of adenylate cyclase activity; positive regulation of cytosolic calcium ion concentration; neuropeptide signaling pathway. The transcript has 3 exons. The coding region runs from base 266 to 1357 and encodes 363 amino acids. The record is from RefSeq and is a predicted model, not a curated record. Gene Ontology annotation, molecular function: galanin receptor activity. Gene Ontology annotation, cellular component: membrane.